UGCUGUGGUGUCAGAUUUUCGAAGAGAAUAUUUUAAUUUAUAUUACAAAACGGUAUGUGUGUAAUAUACGCAGUCAUAUCAUUUUUCUCUAAAGCGUUCAGUUCGUAACAUUUAUUUUCACUGACAAGAAACCAUGUCUAAAACGAAAAACAUUCCAAAUAACUUAACCAAGUGGGAUCUGUCAGAAGAUUCCCUGGCACCAUUAACUGAUUAUCAAAAAGAAUGUUUAUUGAGUUUAGAAGAAGAAUUGUUUCCUGACAGUAAGGUCAAAACUGAGGAAAUAAGUGAUACGGUAUGCACAAAUGGAGAAACUAUGAAAUCAGUACAAAUAGAACGAUGUCAAGAUUUGCUAGAACAUUAUGAUGCAUUAGAACAAAAGUGUAUGGACAGGAAAGAUAUGAAAUAUAAGUUAUACCUUAAUGAACUUCAAGCUCGACGACAAGAAUGUAAUGAACUUUGUCUACAAAUAGAAGAUGCAUUGGAAAACUUUACAAUGUUAUCUAAACAAUAUUCAGAGGUCUCUGAUAAAACAGUAUCUCUUUAUGAUGCAAGUGAACAGCUUGAUUCUGAUCAACGAAAAUUAAAUUCUACAAUAGAAAGUAUCACAGAAUAUGUGAAAUAUUUUAAGGAUAUUGAUAUGAUGAUGGAAAAAUUAGAAGCACCAACAUUAUCAGUAAACAGUGAAAUGUUCUUCAAUAUAUUGGAUAAAAUUGAUAGUAACAUAGAUUUUGUGCAGAAUAAUCCUUCCUUUAAAGAAAGUAAUACCUAUUUAAUUAAAUAUAAACAUUGUCAAUCUAAGGCAAUAUCUAUGAUUCAAAAUUAUAUUUUUAACUUGUUUAGCAAAACAACAGAGAGCAUUUUAAAUUUGAAAGACAAUGAUGAUUCCCAAGAUAAUACAGAUGCAGCUUUAGCUUUGUUUUAUGGAAGGUUUCAAACUAUUUUAUCAAAAGCUAGGCCAGUUAUAGAACAAAUUGAAGCAAAAUCUUAUAAACGACAAGAAUAUGAUAGCUUAUUAUCUGAGUGCCAUCAAUGUUAUUGGAGUCAAAGGGGAUUAGUAUUAGGUGAUUUGGCAUAUCCAGAAAAAUUAAAAAUGAUGGAAGAUAUAGCAGAGUCAAUAAGAGAAGAAUCCAGACAAACAAAGAUUAAAAGAAUAUCUGUUUCAUCUAAUGAUGAAAAUGUUCUAGAACCAAUAUCCAGAAAUCAUAUAGAAAUAGAUACCAUUUAUCAAAAAACACAUAUGGGUAAUUCACCAGCGGAUCUUCAUGGAAUGUGGUAUCCUACUGUUCGCAGAACAUUAGUAUGUUUAUCAAGAUUAUACAGGUGUGUGGAUAGAUCAGUUUUCCAAUCUUUAAGUCAGGAAGCCAUAUCACUUUGUGUUCAAAGUAUAGAAAAUGCAAGGCAAGAAAUUGAAAAAAGAGCAUCAUCUUUGGAUGCAGAACUAUUUCAAAUAAAACACUUGCUCAUUUUGCGUGAACAAAUUGCACCAUUUCAAGUGGAUUUUACCAUAAAAGAAUACAGUUUGGAUUUCUCAAAAGUUAAAACAGCAGCAUUUGGUUUAUUAGAGAAGAGCUCAAGACUUUUUACACUAUCAAAUAAUGCAUUAUUAGAAUUUCUAUUAGAGGGAGCACCUCAGAUGAAGGAACAAUUAAUAGAUUCCAGAAAACAUGUGGAUAAUAAAUUAAAGUAUGCCUGUCAACGUCUCAUACAAUAUGCAACAUUUUUAUUAAUACACCCUAUUUUGAAAUUAUUAGAAAAAGAAAAGUUACAUGUUAAUAAUCCAGAUGCAUCUCAAGAACAUAUGCUUGGAAGUCCUCAAGAUGUUGCAGCAGCAAUUAGUGAGGUAUUGCGAAUAAUUAAAUUUAAAUGUCCUGAAAUCCAACACCUGAUGCAAUUAUAUCUCUCUAAUAAGGAAACAGAAUUUAUUUUAUUUAGACCAGUAAAAAAUAACGUUUGUGCUGCAUUUACACAAUUAUAUCAAAUAUUGAGUAAAUAUUAUAAUUCAGAGGAACUUCUAUUAAUUGCAUGUCCAUUACCAGAACAAAUUUCUGUCAUAUUAAGCUCAACCAGUCUUGUCCAUGGAAAAAAGAAUGAAAAACCUCAAAGAAAAGAUUCAAAGAAAACGUAG
Molecule: messenger RNA, 2125 nt
Organism: Eufriesea mexicana
Lineage: Eukaryota; Metazoa; Arthropoda; Insecta; Hymenoptera; Apidae
Gene: Cog3
Product: conserved oligomeric Golgi complex subunit 3
Exons: 2
Coding region: 134-2125 (663 amino acids)
Biological process (GO): intra-Golgi vesicle-mediated transport; intracellular protein transport; Golgi organization
Cellular component (GO): cis-Golgi network; COG complex; membrane
Source: RefSeq, a predicted model, not a curated record